Messenger RNA from Scheffersomyces stipitis CBS 6054, 2436 nucleotides. RefSeq names its product glucose-induced degradation complex subunit. The transcript is spliced from 6 exons. The coding region runs from base 1 to 2292 and encodes 763 amino acids. NCBI's taxonomy places the organism in Eukaryota, Fungi, Ascomycota, Pichiomycetes, Serinales, Debaryomycetaceae. Gene Ontology annotation, cellular component: GID complex. The record is from RefSeq and is a predicted model, not a curated record. Gene Ontology annotation, biological process: proteasome-mediated ubiquitin-dependent protein catabolic process. Gene Ontology annotation, molecular function: protein binding.
AUGGCAGCAGACGAGUUUGUGUUGCAAUUGAUCCAGAAGUCGCUCGACGAGUUGGGCUAUGGCCGCGUGGCAGACGAGCUAGGCCGUGCCAUCGUCGAAUCUCGGCUCAGCUCCUCUGCACCGUCAGACUCAAUAGCCAUGAUUGAGUGGUUCAACGGAGAACUCCGCGCAGGUAGCUACUUGACUAUCGAGUCAUAUCUCGUUGCCGUUUUGCUGAACUUCGACAACAAGAACACCAACGUCAAAACCUCUAAUACUACUGGAGCCAAUUAUCAAACAGUUGUUCUUAUAGUGCUUUACUUGGUGAGAAGAACCUCUUUCUUCGAGCUGUUGAUAUCUUCUCUCUCGGCUCCAAGCACUUCUCCAGCUACGCCUAUUGAUCAGAACUUGAUGUUGGCAUACUUGAGGGAGAAACUUAUGCCUUCCAUCGAUGAAGAAUACUAUUCGACAGACGAAUUCCCUGAUAUAAGUUCAGAUUCCAGUGGAUUCGCCCCAAUAUUUGGCUCUGAACUUCUUUCACAGUUGACUCGAGAAUCAGAAUCAACGUUAUUGUUGCUUUUUGUCCACCGCAUUCUCCACUCCAAGUACUUCUUUGGUUAUCCUGUCAAUGUGAGUGUUAGAGCCACCAAUCCCUUGCUGGAAUUACGUAGUGUAUUGGUAGAAACGUUCUUGGGAAAGAUAUUUCGCUUGAACGAUCGCUUGCGUAGCUUUGACGAGGUAUAUAAUAUCCCCAGCAAUUACUUACAGACGUUGAUCGAUCAGGCCCUCGCGUACCAGAAGCUGCAAAAUCCGUUCUACUUACCACCACGUACGAAAGUCGAGUCUAACAAGCGUUUGAAUCAGAAGAGCGAACCGUUUCUCUUGGGAAAACCUCUUCGGGAAAUGGACCAUUUCUUCAAGGUAAACUACUUCCCCAGCACGUUGAUCCACAGCUUGAUGUUUCAUUCGCACGAGGUGUGGUUCACACGGUUUUCACCUCUGGGGCGGUUCUUAGCUACUGGUUCUCUUGACGGAAGACUUAUCAUUUACGAUGUCCACAACAACUUUGAGAUGUUGAAGCUGUUGGAAUCUUCGCCUGCAAUCGAUGGUCAGGUUUUCGUUCCAUUUUCCACCAAACCAUCUGGAGGGAAAACAAGAGCUGUUAUCUACUGUUGCUGGGACCCAGACGAACAGUACAUUGUAAGUUGUAGUAUGGACACUGUAGUGAGAAUAUGGUCUGUAUCACAGUUGCACCAUUCAUCCAAGAAGCGAAUUACGCGUUCAAUGGAUGAAUCUGGCAUUGCUGCAACUGAAGACGAAUUCAAGUUGCUCAGUUGCUUCACUUUAGGUCCAGACAUCAAGACCUGGACGUGUGAGUUCUUACCCAAGUCCGGUUUGAAUGCCAACAGCACCAGACCGCAGUUCAUCAUCGGGCUGCCGGAUAAGGUGUUGAAGGCGUUUGAUGUCGAUGGAGUAGAACUAUUCGACUUCUAUGGCAAUAUCGAAGACGACGACGACAAUGAGCUUCUUGAUGAACUUGACGGCGAAGAGGCUGAACUCUCCAAGUUGAGAACCGACGAAACCAAAUCAGGUGACGUUCUUAUGAUGGAAGAAGACGACAAUGUAGUGUUUGGCGAUGAGGAGCAGGGCUCUUCAGCUGGCAUCAAGUCCAAGUCCAAACAAGAUGAAAAGUCGUCGAUGAAGAAAAAGCUCGAAAAUAACUUCAACAGAAUCAACGACUUGUCGAUCUCUCCAGAUGGAAAGGUAUUGAUCACAGCCAACAACGAUCGCCAGAUCCACUUCUACAAGAUUCCAGACUUAUUGAAUCAGGAAGCAACUACUAAAAGACUUGCCUCUAUCACUGUCAGAGGUCGUUUGACAUCGUGUUCCGUUUCCAACAAUGGAAAAUACUUCCUCUUGAGCUCGGCUCCAGAAGAGCUACAGGUAUGGGAUAUUUCUGGUUUAUCACAGGGUGAUGGCAAGAAUAUACAGAAACCCAUUCUCUACCGUAGGUUCAUCGGUCAUUCUCAGAGUUCCUAUAUCGUUCGGUCAGCAUUUGGAUAUCUUGUAGAAGAUACAGAUCAAGAGGAGUUGGUGAUGUCUGGCUCCGACGAUGGCUAUAUCUAUUUCUGGAAGCUCCAUACCGGCCAACUAAUCACUCGAAUCAAGGGACACAACGGUUUGUGUAAUUCUGUAGACUGGAACCGUAAUGGAGGCAGAGCCAAACAUGGAUCCAAGGAUUACGGUAAAUUGUGGUGCUCCGUGGGGGAUGAUCGGUAUGUGAAGAUAUGGGGUCCGUCCGACUGGAGCUAGUACAAGAGGCUAAUUAUAAAAAAAGUCUGUUGCGAUAACUCCAAGAGCAUGGCCACAAAUACUUCUCGACUACUACUAAAAUAGCCCUAGGUAGUAUUUGUUCUACUCUAUCGUAACAUGACAUGACAUAUACACUAGCUAACG